Messenger RNA from Jatropha curcas, 570 nucleotides. RefSeq lists its product as uncharacterized. Gene Ontology annotation, biological process: mitochondrial respiratory chain complex IV assembly. The record is from RefSeq and is a predicted model, not a curated record. Gene Ontology annotation, cellular component: respiratory chain complex. Lineage: Eukaryota; Viridiplantae; Streptophyta; Magnoliopsida; Malpighiales; Euphorbiaceae.
CAUCUUUCCUUUGCUUGUCACUUCCACCCAGCCUAAGCUAAUAUUCAUUUCACUGAAAGCCAUUAUUAUUUGGUAGAAGAAGAAGAAGAUUAAGAAAUCGAAGAGAUGGAAGGACUUCAGUCUUGGGUUUCAAAGCACAAGCUCACUAGCAUUGGAGCAUUAUGGGCAACUGCAGUUGGAGGAUCAUUAGCUUAUACAAGAACAAGAACUCCUCUUAAGCCGAGUCUCAGGCUUAUACAUGCUAGGAUGCAUGCACAAGCCAUAACAUUGGCAGUUCUCUCAGGUGCUGCAAUUUACCAUUACUAUGAGAAGCAAGAAGAGAAUGUGGCUUCCGGUGUUACUAAUGCUCCUAACAAAUAAGAAGUCUCUGCUAUGGUUUCUAUCUACCAACAAUCUUUACUAGGACUUUUCUCCAACAGUACUUUAUAUUUACAUGGGGGAGUUUGUAAUGGGGAAGGGUCUAAUUUACUAAAAGAAAAUUGAAGUUUUGUACCUGCUCUUCCAAGUUGUCUGGAACUUGAUAAUCGUAUAUGUUGCUUGCUGUUUCAAAUAAAUCAUUCGGCUUCUAUA